GCCUAAUUUGAGAGAAUAGCGUUAAAAAGAAGUCGGAUAUAUAUAUGGGAAGUGAAAUGUCAAAAAUUGUAUCAUCAUCAGAGAGAAAAAUAGGAGAAAAUAAGUUGUUAAGUAAAUCGGCGAAAAAAAGAUAUGAUCCAUAUGGAGUUGGAUGUUCAAUUUGUAAGCAAAGAACUCAUCAUCUUGGGGCAAAAUAUUGUCCUAAUUGUGCGUAUAAAGAAGGACGAUGUAGUAUAUGUGGAAAAAAGAUAUUGGAUACGAGUGCAUAUAAACAGAGUUCAAGAUAGUAUGAAAAAAAAAAAAAGAAAAUGAUCAUGAAAAUAUUACAAAUGAAG
Molecule: messenger RNA, 335 nt
Organism: Pneumocystis carinii B80
Lineage: Eukaryota; Fungi; Ascomycota; Pneumocystomycetes; Pneumocystales; Pneumocystaceae
Exons: 3
Coding region: 45-287 (80 amino acids)
Biological process (GO): cytoplasmic microtubule organization
Molecular function (GO): microtubule binding
Source: RefSeq, a predicted model, not a curated record